This is a messenger RNA of Aethalodelphis obliquidens (Pacific white-sided dolphin), 2026 nucleotides long. RefSeq names its product DnaJ heat shock protein family (Hsp40) member B13 (gene DNAJB13). Gene Ontology annotation, cellular component: cytosol. The transcript is spliced from 8 exons. Lineage: Eukaryota; Metazoa; Chordata; Mammalia; Artiodactyla; Delphinidae. The record is from RefSeq and is a predicted model, not a curated record. The coding region runs from base 231 to 1112 and encodes 293 amino acids. Gene Ontology annotation, molecular function: protein-folding chaperone binding.
UCAAUCCCCAUCUCCCAAUUCAUCCCACCACCACCACCCCGCCACUUUCCCCCCUUGGUGUACAUACGAAAAACUCUGUUUUCUGAGUUGAGUGAUCCUUAGGCUCACAGAAUCAGUCCCGGUUUUCUCAAUCCCUCUUCUACGGGCACAGCUGAGAAGGCGGUUUGUUUAGGCAGGAAGGAUUACAACUCCCAGAGUGCCCCUGUGCGGUUGUCAGGAGCAACCACGGAAUGCAGACUAACAGAGCCGCUGGACUCAGGACUAUCCAGCCAGCCAUGGGCCAGGAUUAUUACUCUGUGCUCCAGAUCACUCGCAAUUCAGAAGAUGCCCAGAUCAAGCAUGCGUACCGGAAACUUGCCCUUAAGAACCACCCGUUGAGGUCCACUGAGCCAUCCGCAGCGGAGGCAUUCAGGCAGAUAGCAGAGGCCUACGAUGUGCUGAGCGACCCUGUGAAAAGAGGCAUCUAUGACAAGUUCGGAGAGGAAGGCCUGAAGGGCGGAAUUCCUGUGGAGUUUGGAUCGCAGACCCCGUGGACAACUGGUUACGUCUUCCACGGCAACCCGGAAAAGGUUUUCCAUGAGUUCUUCGGGGGAGAUAACCCCUUUAAUGAGUUUUUUGAUGCAGAAGGAAAUGAGGUAGACUUGAAUUUUGGGGGACUCCGGGGCCGAGGGGUCAAGAAACAGGACCCCCCAAUCGAACGAGACUUCUAUCUAUCCCUGGAGGACUUAUUCUUUGGCUGCACCAAGAAAAUUAAGAUCUCCCGAAGGGUGCUGAAUGAGGAUGGGUACUUCUCUACCAUCAUGGACAAGAUCCUCACGAUUGACGUGAAGCCUGGUUGGAGGCAGGGCACACGUAUCACCUUCGAGAAGGAAGGGGACCAGGGUCCCAACAUCAUCCCAGCCGAUAUCAUCUUCAUCGUAAAGGAGAAGCUACACCCUCGCUUCCGCAGGGAGAACGACAACCUCAUUUUUGUGAACUCCAUCCCCUUGGGCAAGGCUCUGACCUGCUGCACCGUGGAGGUGAAGACCCUAGAUGACCGUCUGCUCAAAAUCCCCAUCAAUGACAUCGUCCAGGCUGUGGAAACCAGAGGAGUGAAGCAGACUCUGCCCUGAGGUAGGACCCAGGUGGAGAGGUGGCGGUAGGUGCCCUGUUCUGAGAGCAAGCAAGUGGGUGAGGGCCUGCCUUGUGAAACUCUGGUGCUCCAGCUGUCCUCUAGGGCAGCAGCAAGGCCUGCUCUUAACCUUUUCCUCAUGGUGAGACUCUCAGGCCUGUGAGAGCCAUUUAUGAGAUUGUUGUUAUUACCUCAGUGUGGCCUUCAGUGCUACUUUGUGUCAGGUAUUUUAUAGGCAUUAAGGGUUGAGGAGUUACUGAGGCCUCCUGGUAUGCUGUCCAGUGGUUCCUCCCACCUUUCCCAGCCCCUCAUUGUCUCAAGGUCAUGCCUAGAACCGUGAUGAAGUCUGGUGGCCUCAUGUCCAUGCCAGUGUCUGAAACACAAGGCUGGUGAAUGAGCCAGCUGACAAUGCCUAAGGCAACAAAUUGCCCCUCAGUUUCCUCUGGUGCAAAACAAAUCCUGCCUCAGAGGAUUAAUGUGAGAAUUAAGGUGCAUUAAGUACACUGACCGGGUCCUCCACUUAUGCCGACUCCCUGCCACCUUCACCCUGGCUUGACUCCUGCACCCAACCCUGUCCCUCUUGGGGACUAUGAGACCUCAGCUCAAAAGUAAGGUGAGGUUGUAAAUCAACUAUACUUCAAUAAAAAUAAAAAGUAAGGUGAGGAGUCCUGGACCCUCUUUCCUUCUCUACAACUCUAAUAUCCUGGACCCCUUGCCCAAGCACUGAAGGGCCCAGCCUCCUGCUCUGACCAGUGGGGAAGGCACAGUAGCACCAGCUGACUUAAACAGGAAGGUCACGUUCUCUGGGCUUGGCUCCACAGCUGCCCAACAGGAUUCCUGAAGGACCCCAGCCCCUAGGGGAAAAGUGCACAGGGGGAGGGCGGAAUCUGAGUCCUAGUCCCAGUUCAGCGGCUG